Molecule: messenger RNA, 12825 nt
Organism: Linum trigynum
Lineage: Eukaryota; Viridiplantae; Streptophyta; Magnoliopsida; Malpighiales; Linaceae
Source: the annotation of a GenBank genome assembly
CCUUAUUGAGGAAAGGAGAUGGCCUAUUGACAUGUAUUAAGUGGUCUGUUAUGGUAUUUUGUUAGUAUUAUUAUAAAAUUAAUUUUUCAUUAGUAGUUUUGUUAGUAAUAUGGACAUGACAAUAUGAUAUUGGUCGAGAAGAGAUAUAUGACGGUUAACAUCCAAUUUAAAAAAAAAUUGGCUAUUAUAUGAUAUUUACCUAAAUCCAAGUAGACGCGUUGCUUAUGGGUAGGGUAUGGGUGACGUAUAUAUGGGUUUAGAAGUUUGUAGAUGGGUUUGGGUAGAAUAUGGAUAUUUACUUCCAUAAUCUAAAUGUGUAUGAGUUGGGUAUGGAUACCCAUUUAUUCGAGGGUGUUUUAAUAACACAUAUAAAAAUUAGACUUAUUUGUAGAACUUCAAAAGUUUAGGUAGCAAAAUGUAUUACACAAAAUUUUAGGUACUAAAAUGUGAUGUUCCAUCAAUAUUUUGAAGAAUUGUAUGCCAAAAAAAUAAAUUUAGGUUAUAAAUCUAAAGUUUGUUAAGUUUAGGUACAGAACUGUAAUUUGCAUAGUUGAGGCUCAAUUCCUUUUAUGGUGAUGUAUUUAAGAUGAUAAUUAUUUUCCUUUUUAUAGAAAAAUGGGAACUAUUUAUUUGAUCCAAACAUUCCAUGUAUAAUUGUUGAAAAUUCUAGCCCGGGUGAAAAAGAAAACCUCCGAAGAGGAGCAAAAGGAAUACAAACUGGAACUCGCUUAAAAUUUCAUGUCCUCAAAUUCAGUGGCGGGCCCAGGAUUUUGAGAUAGGUGUGUCGGCCCAUAAAGUAAUUUUAAAAUAAAAAUUAAAUAAUUAAGCAUAAAUAUAAAAAAAUAUAUUUUGUUCAUAAAUUUCACCAAUUUCAUUGUGUUUACAGUGAGUUAUGACGAAUUUUUAUAUUCUAGAGAUUUCUUAAUUACAUUUGUCCAUUAGGUUGCAAAUAAAAUCUUUUUUUAUGUAAACAAUUAAACAAUUGUUCAUAAAUUGGUCACUCAACUGAUAUCAAAUAUCAUUCCAAAUUAAGCUCAUAUAUGAAAAAUGUCAUUUUGUAGCUUACAAUUGCAAGAGGUAAAGUCAACUCUCAUUUAUGAUGGGAAAACUAGGAUGAGAAGCUGAAAGAGUGGCCACAAGCGUCAACGUGAAAGUUUGAAUGAGAAUGAGUAUUUCACUGGCACGGCGCCGACAAUUGGAGGGCGGCGAAAAGCGUCAACGUGAAAAGCAAUAAUUAAACCAUAAAGCAAGUUGGAAAUUAACGACAUGGAAUUCACUAUCUAAUUACUUUACUAAACCAGCUUAUAAAUCAACUAAAUUUUCAUUCAAUUUAUCGAGGUUAUCUUUAAGGUGAUAGCUAUCUCUCUAAAUACUCACUACGUAUUAAAUAGUUAAUUAAUUGUUUACUUUUUUAUAAUAAACUAAUUAACUACCUUGUUUAAAGUCCGAUAACUCCUAUUUUUGCAUAUUUUAUUAACAUUAUGAUAACAACAAAAAAAUUUAAUGUAACAAGGUGUGUUGAUAAUCGGCUUUAAUAUGUCUGAUUCUUGAACUGUAUGUGAUUAUCCCAUGGUAUGUUUAAGUUGAUUGGUGCUAUUUUAGGGCUCAAUAACCCGAGAAUGGUUGAAAAACCAUUACUGCCUAGUGCCAUGAGUUUGAUGUAUUACAGGUGAAGAAAACACGAAAAAGAAAUUGCACAGACAAACAAUUCUCGAAUCACUGGUUAAAUAGAACGGGGCCUGGAUGGAACAGCUGGAUUGGGAUCAAAAGGGGAGCGGUAAUGGGCUAAAAGCCCAGCUAGAUGGGCUUGUAAAAUGGCUGGCGACGGAAUUUAAAGAAGGGGGACCGAGAUUUUCUUGGUGGGCAAUUAAUUGGACACAUAUUAUGGGAAGAGAAUUCUCUGGAGGGACACGGAAUUUGGAGUGGAGAAUUAGAAAAAAAAAAGGAGGUCGGCAGGGAAUAAAGUUGGGACGGAAGUCGGAACAGAAUUUCUCAGCGGAGGAAAUAAAUUGCAGCAGGGCGCAGCGCAAGUUGGGCUAGUGGAGAGCAGCAAGGCGCUUGGCGAUCGAGUUUUUCCAAGGCAGCUUGAACUGAAUUCAACGAAAGCGAUUAUUUGGUUGGAUUUUCUGAACCAAAUUAGUUGUUUAUUGUUGAUUUAGAAUAUGAUGAUCAAAACUAUAUCGAUUUAUCUCAGUUUCGUCAUGAACUAAAUCCCGAUUUCUGGAGAAACACCAUAGGAUGUAGCUAUUUCUGGAUUUGAUGGAUUAAUUCGUAUUUCUUUUCUUCCAAUCUCUAUUGCAUGAAAUUACUUAAUGCUUUGUGUUGACUGGCCACCAAUACAUUGAUUUGUAGUUAAUUAGGUUAUUAGCGACAGUGAAACCCUAAUAACUGAACAUAUUUCAUGUGACAUAGUAACUUAUCGAAGCGAUAGUGGAUUAAAUAAGGUGUUAUGCGGUCUUAAAUAGGAUAUCGAUCUUCAGGCUAAAUAAUUAAGUCAUUGAGCUACGACAGUAGGAUUUGAAUUAAUUGUUUAGUACGUAGUAAUUCCCGACAGGGAUAGCUAGCACAUUCGUGAUAUCCUGGCUGUAGAGAGUUGGAUUAAACUGAUUAGAAUAUGUGAAUUAAUUUUGAUAUGAUAGGUAGUGAGUCCCGGUGUUUCUCCCAGAGCUUUCUCCAUUGAAUUUCUCCCGACAGUUUUCAUUUGCUUAAUUUGUUUAGUUUAUUUUUAUUUUAGAAAUUAGUCACAUUAAACUAUUUUCACUUAUAGUUUGCUCAUAGAAUUGAUAUAUUGUAAGGUUGUACCAGUCCCUGGGAGACGAUACCCGGACUUUCCAGUUUACUACGAGAUAGGAAUUGAAGCAUUGCGCUUUUGCCCUAUCAAGUUUUUGGCGCCGUUUCCGGGGACUGUCAUACCUUAUUUUUUGUUGAUUUUUGUGAGUGAACUAUUUUGAUCUGGGUGUUAGUGUGCAGGUGAAUUUUUCAGGUUUAUCCUCCUCGUGCAUGCCAAGGAGGACGACUGGCAAUUUACUGCCACUAGAUCCCGAGAUCGAGAGGACUUGCCGACAGAACAGGAAGCAGGUCAAGUUAGGGAAGCAGCCUACCACAUCCACAACCCCUAGGCCUUCCCUAACUCAGAAUCGUUAACCGAGAAGGCAGAUGUCACCACCUGUCAUCCCUACACCACCAACACCACCGCCGCGCAUCAUCGAGCCUGUCAUCAUGGCAGAACAGGAUCGUUCGAUCAGGGCUCGCUUGAAUCGAAGGACUAGAGCCCGAGCUUCAUGUGUUGUCAUUCCGGCUGGGGAUGCAAACAUGGAGAUUACCCCAGCCUUCAUCAAUAUGAUCACUAAUGAGUACACCUUCUCAGGGGCUAGCAUCGAGGAUCCUGAUGAACAUCUCCGCCGGUUUGCAAGCAUUUGUGAUACGAUGAAGAGCCCGACUGUGUCUGAUGAUGCCAUCCGUCUUCGGAUGUUCUCAUUUUCUCUGCUAGGGAAUGCAUCACACUGGUUCCAAAACUUAACACCCCGUUCCAUCACAAUAUGGUGUCAGCUUGAGAAGACCUUUUUGGAUAAGUACUUUCCUCCUGCCAAGGCAAUGAAGAGGGAAGAGGAAAUUGUCACUUUUAAACAAGCUGAAGACGAGAGUCUGACCGAGGCAUGGGAGCGCUAUAAGGAGCUUUUAAUGAGAUGCCCAAGCCACGGUCUUGAAGAUUGGAACGUGAUCUCUAUUUUCUUCAACGGAAUUUGAAGGCAAUUCCGAGAUGCUCUGAAUAAUGCUUCCCGAAAUGGUUUCACAAGAAUGGAAGCGCCAGAAGCAUAUGAACUGGUAGAGAAGAUAUGCUCUGAAGAUACUUAAUGGGGUAGUGAGACCAGCAUUCGAAGGAGAGGAGGCUUGCAUGAGAUAGACAGAGUUGCAAGUUUAGAAGCAAAGAUUGAUGCUAAGCUGGAUUCCAAGUUCAACGCACUCGAACGAAGGCUGGCUAAGAUGGCUCUUGGUAGACAAGAGGAGGUUGCUUUUUGUGAAUUAUGUGAAGGUGCUCAUCAUAGGGAUCCAUGUCCACUGGUAGCUGAUCAGUUGGAAGAUGUGCACUAUAUCAACAAUCAGCGAAAUCAAGGCCAGGGUGGUAUGUAUUCAAAUACCUACAACCCGCAAUGGAUGAAGCAUCCUAAAUUUUCCUGGGCGAACAACAACCCAACUGGUGCUCGCAACAUUCCACCUCCAGGCCUGCAGAAACAACAACCUCUACCUCAACCAGAGAAGAAACCACAACUUGAAGAAUUGCUUCUGGCUCACAUGCAGAAAACUGACAAUAAUCUGAAGGGCCUGGAUCAAUUUGUCACUUAACAGCUAGCCAUCAACAAUAAUUUACAAUCGUCUAUGCUAGCUAUGGAGAGGCAGAUGGGUCAGAUGGCUCAAACUCUGGCGGAUAUGCAGGGCAGGAUUCCUGGGACAUUACCGGCUAAUACCGAGAGGAAUCCAAAAGAGGCUAAAGUUGUGGCAGUGACAUUGAGGAGUGGAAAGGCCUUGGGAGACCUUUUCUAGCAACUAGAGAUGCACUCAUCGAUGUUGGGAGAGGCAAACUGACAUUCCGAGUAGGUAAGGAGGAGGAAAUUUUUAAUGUCUUUCAAGUUGAUCAUAAUCACGAUGCAUUUGAUGACCUUGAAAGUGGAGCUCGAGAAAGGAAAAAUUCCUCUUCCUGUGAUAGUAGACCACCAGAAGAACGAUCACAUGUCCUAUCAGCUCAGAUUAUGAAAUCAAAGCAAGGACAGAAAUCCUUGUCAAAUCACCCCAAGUAUAGAUAUUUGGGUAAGGAUUUCAAUCUUCCUGUUAUUAUUCCUUCUUCACUAACAUUGGAACAGGAAGAGUACUUGCUUGAGGCGUUGCAAUACCACCUACGCCUCACUAAAGGAUCCAACAUGCCAACUAAGAAGGUCAUGCCAAAUUUUCGCACACAUGGCCCUGCAGAGGUUACUCAUAUGUUGGAUGGAGGUUAUGCAUUCUAUCAUUGCUCGGGAGGGUAUUCUGGAUACCUUUCCAUAACCAUUUGUUGAAAGCUCCAUGAACGUCAGGCUGAGGAUGUUAAACAAGCGCUUCUUGGGAGGCAACCCAAGGUAAGUUUUCUUUUCUUUAUUUUUCUUUUUAGUUGUGUUAAACCCGUGCAUGUUUAGAUUAGGAGUUGAACAUUAGGGACAUUGUUCCAUCCUGAGUGUGGGGUGGUGAGUCUUAGUGUUUGUUUGUCCCUGUUGCAUGUGGUAAAAAACAAACAAAAAAAAUUGCCAUUAGGUUGAGCACAGCCAAACUGCAUGCAGUUUGCCUGUAUUGGUGCAGUCUGCCUGUGCAAAGCUAAUGGCUAUAAAACACCAAAAAAUCAGAAAAAUUAAAAACAAAACCUUGUACUCUUGUGGUAACAUGAUGUAAAUGACCGUGAUGCCUUGAAAAUGAGUUUGUGCUUGAAUGAAAUCAUCAAAAUCACCCCACUAGUGUUGAAUUGCAUAGUUCUUCACAAUGAGCUUGAAUGUUUUGACUGACUUGAUAUGAUUUGAAUGAACAAACUCUUUUAGCAACGUUCUCUUUUGUGAAGAUAGUGUAACGACUUUUGGUGAAGUGGUUAGGUGGAGAACAUUGAUCAUUCGACAUGUUUGGAUACCAUGCUUACUUGCAUCUAUUGUGAGUUGUUGACUUUGCAAUGAGUCUCUCUGUUUUGAAUGUUUUAUGAUGGGGUGAACUGUAUCUUUAUAAAGUAAAACACUACCUGACAAGUAAAAGAUAAGAAAGUUUCCAUAACAAUUAAAGUGUGGGUAAAAUACCAAAAUCGUGUGAGGCAAUCACUCAUUUCACAUGGGGAUUAGGAAAGAUUCAACAGAGCAUCGGUUCGCGGCCGUAUGAUGUUGCUUAUCAAGUACGAUCCCCAGUUGAGUGAAGUGCCAUUAGAGGAUGUGCAAUGACCCUCCACACGGACCGAGGAAAAGGAGUUAAAAGAAGCCCUUAUGCGAGUGCUAAGAAGCAUAAAUUGCUCUUGCUCGGUCACCGGUAGUAAGAAACAAAUCCCACUUGUACUAAAUACGACCACUCGGCAAGCAAAAUAAGAAGAGAGAAAGCCUCUCCUUGUCAUAAAAGGUAGUGAUGUGCUUAAAGUUAAAAUCAUGUUUGCGAAAGGCUUCCCCCAUUAGUUUUUGAGACUCAUGCCUUGUUAAUUGCUUAUGAUUGGUGUGAGUAAGCCAGAUUGUCCUCACGAGAUAUGCACCUCAUUGAUGUGGUUAGAUUCUCCUAAUAACUGUUACACCAUAAGUUGUUAAUCACCCACUACCGACGAUCGGAAUUGAGUGUUGCUAUUUGAGUUUUUGAUGGAUUGGAGUCAAUCGAUGUUAAAUGGUUGCAAAGGCCUUGAGUGUGGGGUAAAAAUGUAUGAUCAUUAAAGCACAACUCAUCCAUUGAGAAAGAAACUACUGAUUAUCACAAGAGUACAAGGGUAAAUUUCUUGUGUUGAUGUUGUGUUUUAUGUGUCAUGGGUUUUGUGUUUUGAGGAAGGUUGUAUCUCCUGGUCAGUGUUGUGUUUCCUCCAAUUAUCGUUCACUUGUUCAAGUCGUUGCUUAGGGACAAGCAACAAUUGAGUGUGGGGUUGUGAUAAUAGGCUUUAAUAUGUCUGAUUCUUGAACUGUAUGUGAUUAUCCCAUGGUAUGUUUAAGCUGAUUGGUGCUAUUUUAGGGCUCACUAACCCGAGAAUGGUUGAAAACCCAUUACUGCCUAGUGCCAUGAGUUUGAUGUAUUACAAGUGAAGAAAACACGAAAAAGAAGUUGCACAGGCAAACAAUUCUCGAAUCACUGGUUAAAUAGCAUGGGGCCUGGAUGGAACAGCUGGAUUGGGAUCAAAAGGGGAGCGGUAAUGGGCUAAAAUCCCAGCUAGAUGGGCUUGUAAAAUGGCUGGCGGCGGAAUUUAAAGAAGGGGGACGGAGAUUUUCUUGGUGGGCAAUUAAUUGGACACAUAUUUUGGGAAGAGAAUUCUCUGGAGGGACACGGAAUUUGGAGUGGAGAAUUAGGGGAAAAAAAAGGGAGGUCGGCUGGGAAUAAAGUUGGGACGGAAGUCGGAACAGAAUUUCUCAGCAGAGGAAAUAAAUUGCAGCAGGGCGCAGCGCAAGUUGGGCUAGUGGAGAGCAGCAGGGUGCUUGGCGAUCGAGUUUUUCCAAGACAGCUUGAACUGAAUUCAACGAAAGCGAUUAUUUGGUUGGAUUUUCUGAACCAAAUUAGUUGUUUAUUGUUGAUUUAGAAUAUGAUGAUCAAAACUAUAUCGAUUUAUCUCAGUUUCAUCAUGAACUAAACCCCAAUUUCUGGGAGAAACACCAUAGGAUGUAGCUAUUUCUGGAUUUGAUGGAUUAAUUCGUAUUUCUUUUCUUCCAAACUCUAUUGCAUGAAAUUACUUAAUGCUUUGUGUUGACUAGCCACCAAUACAUUGAUUUGUAGUUAAAUAGGUUAUUAGCGACAGUGAAACCCUAAUAACUGAACAUAUUUCAUGUGACAUAGUAACUUAUCGAAGCGACAGUGGAUUAAAUAAGGUGUUAUGCGGUCUUAAAUAGGAUAUCGAUCUUCAGGCUAAAUAAUUAAGUCAUUGAGCUACGACAGUAGGAUUUGAAUUAAUUGUUUAGUACGAAGUAAUUCCCGACAGGGAUAGCUAGCACAUUCGUGAUAUCCUGGCUGUAGAGAGUUGGAUUAAACUGAUUAGAAUAUGUGAAUUAAUUUUGAUAUGAUAGGUAGUGAGUCCCGGUGUUUCUCCCAGAGCUUUCUCCAUUGAAUUUCUCCCGACAGUUUUCAUUUGCUUAAUUUGUUUAGUUUAUUUUGAUUUUAGAAAUUAGUCUCAUUAAACUAUUUUCACUUAUAGUUUGCUCAUAGAAUUGAUAUAUUAUAAGGUUUUACCAGUCCCUGAGAGACGAUACCCGGACUUUCCGGUUUACUACGAGAUAGGAAUUGAAGCAUUGCGCUUUUGCCCUAUCAUGUGUCGAUUACAAUUAUCGAAGGUGUGUAGGAGGUCCCAUGUUCGAAUUUUUUGUACCGAAAAAAUUUGAGUUCCUACCAAAUAUUUUGAGCCAAGGUGUGUUGGGUGACACACCUUCCUCUAAGGUAUGUCCGUCCCUGCUCAAAUCCCAUAAAGAAAAAUGAUGAUUUUCUAAUAAGUAAUAAUCAUAUAUAUUUAUUUUUAAUUGGACUCGACAUUGAGCUGAAAAAGUUAGCGGUUCAUGGUUCAAUUAUUAGUUCUCUAGAAUGUUUGUGAGUCGUGUAUUGACUCGUUCAUACUUGUGAUUAGAAUACAUAAAAAUAGUAUACUAAUUAGGGUUAGACGAAGAAAGCAAAUAAAGAAAGGGUUAUGGAAGGCGAGUGAAAAAUGAAAUGAAGAUGAAGUAGAUGAUGGAAAAGUUUUGAUCAAUUCUUUUAGUUGGCCGUCAAUACAACAUUCAACUCUUUUCCCCAUAGCAAUUUAUUGACACUUGCUUAUGUCGAUGUCGCAUAUUUUGUUACAUUUAGUUAGUAGAAGUUUAUUUAGUACCCCGUAAAUAUACUAAAUGAGUUUAUAAAUUCGCUCUUGCAAAAUAUCUUAGAGUCGUCUCUCUUUUAUCAUUUAUUUAAUGUUUCACGUAAUGAGAAAAUAUAAAAUGGUCGAAUUUUCUCCUAAAGUUGAGUGAUACAUCUUGUAUUGUACAAACUAAAUUUAUACCUUUAUGUUAUGGUGGAUUGGAUUCAUGGAUUGGUUCAAAAGGAUAAGUUGGACUGGAUUCAUGGAUUCAAGUGAAAUCUAAACCAAUAUUUAAAUUUAAAAAAUUGUAGGUACGAAAAUCUCAUAAAACUUACAUACUAAAGCAUAAUUGUUCAAUGAUUUUACAUUAAAAUUAAAUUUAGGUAUAUAAAUGUAAAAUGUACAUUAUAGUGACUAAGUUGUGAUUUAAUUAAAUUUGGGGUAUCAAAAUAUAAAUUUUUAUGCAACCGUAACCAAACUUCAACUUUAUAUAUAUUGAAUCUUACAUUAGAAUUAAAUUUGAAGUAUCAAAAUAUAAAAUGUACAUUAUAUUGACUAAGUUGUGAUUUAAUCAAAUUCGAUGUAUCAAAAUGUAAAUUGUUAUACAACCGCAACCAAACUUCACCUUUAUAUAUAACCAAACUUCAACUUUAUAUAUAUGGACUAGGUGGGGAUGCCGCGCCUUGUCGCUGGGUGAAAAUGACCUAUGAGCAUGUAUUAUGUGGCACGUUAUGGUGGUUUGUUAGUAUUAUUACUAUAAAAUUAAUUUUUUGUUAGGAUUUUUGUUAGUAAUAUUGGCUUGACAAUAUGAUAUUUACUAAGAAUAGAUAUAUUGCGGUCAACAUCCAAUUAAAAAUUUUGAAAUUUUGGCUAAUAAAUUAUAUUUAUCUAAACCCAAGUAAACUCAUUGAUUAUGGGUAGGGUAUGGGUGACGUAUAUAUGGGUUUGAAAGUUUGUACAUGCGUUUAGGUAGGGUGUGUAUAUUUACUUUUAUAAUCUAAAUGUGUAUGAGUUGGUUAUGGAUACACAUUUAUUCGAGAGUAUUUUAAUUACACAUACAAAAAUUAGACCUAUUUGUAGAACUUCAAAAGUUUAGGUACCAAAAUGUAAUACACAAAAAUUUUAGGUACUAAAAUGUAAUGUUCCAUCAAUAUUUUGAGGACUUAUGUGCCAAAAAAAUAAAUUUAGGUUAUAAAUUUAAAGAUCUAUUAAGUUUAGGUAUCGAACUGUAAUUUGUAUAGUUGAGGCUUAAUUCCUUUAUGGUGAUGUAUUUAAGAUGAUAAUUAUUUACUUUUUUAUAGAAAAAUGGAAAUUAUUAUUUGAUAUGUGUAGAUACCUAGCCAAACAUUCCAUGUAUAAUUGUUGAAAAUUCUAGCCCGGGUGAAAAAAAAACUCUAGAAAGAAGCAAAAGGAAUACAAACUGGAACUCGCUUAAUAUUUCACACCUUCAAAUUCCAUAAUGGAAAAUGAUGAAUUUCUAAUAAGUAAUAACCAUAUAUAUUUAUUUUUAAUUGGACUCGACAUUGAGCUGAAAAAGUUAGUGGUUCAUGGUUCAAUUAUUAAUUCUCUAGACUGUUGGUAAGUCGUGUAUGGACCCGUUCAUACUUGUGAUUAGAAUACAUAAAAACUGUAUACUGAUUAGGGUUAGAUGAAGAAGGCAAAGAAAGAAAUAAAGAAAGGGUUAUGGAAGGCUAGUGAAAAAUGAAACGAAGAGGAAGUAGAUGAUGGAAAGGUUUUGACCAAUUCUUUUAGUUGGCAGUCAAUACAACAAUAAACCAUUUCCACGGUAGCAAUUUAUUGACAUUUGCUUAUGUAGAUGUCGUCUAUUUUGUUACAUGUAGUUAGUAGAAGUUUGUUUAGUACCCCGUAAAUGUACUAAAUUUUAGAGUCGUCUCUCUUUUAUCAUUUAUUUAAUGUUUCACAUAAUGAGCAAAUAUAAAAUGGCCGAAUCUUCUCCUACAGUUGAGUGAUACAACAUCUUGUAUGGUACAAAUUAAAUUUAUACAUUUAUGUUAUGCUGGAUUGGAUUCAUGCAUUGAUUCAAAAGGAUUGGUGGAUUGGAUUCAUGGAUUCAAGUGAAAUUUAAACAUUAGACCAAUAUGUAAAUUUAAAAAAAAAAUUGCAGGUACGCAAAUCUCAUAAAUUUAGAUACCAAAACAUAAUUUUUCAAUAAUUUUACAUUAAAAUUAAAUUUGGAGCAUCAAAAUGUAAAAUGUACAUUAUAGUGACUAAAUUGUAAUUUAAUUAAAUUUGAGAUUUCAAAAUAUAAAAUGUACAGCCGUCCAAUCAGCUUGCGAGUCUAAGACAACAGUAAACUCACGUAUGCUAUAUAUAUAUUAAUAUUAGUGAAAGUAUAGAAGCAUGAUUCACGCACGCCUAGCCAAAAUUGGACAUAUUCCUUUUUCCUUGGUGUUUCAUCAUUCAUGAUAAAACAAGUGAAAAGGACACAGAAAGUUACAAAUGUGACUCCACCAAACAUCACCCACUUAUAUAAUGGAAACUUUAGUUUAGUAGGAAGGUGGUGAGCAAAAUCCAUUGAAACCCCGCCACUGAUCUUCCCAAAUAAACAAACAUUCUCAAAAGAUUUGGCGUUGCAAUUGCCAUAUAAAUGACUUGUGAGCUGUAACAAAAGUUCGUGAUAUUUAACAACCCAAUAGCAUUGUAAAUUGAGAUUUUUUAAAUUAAUCUAUUAAGACAAUUAGCGUAUUAUUAUUUAAUGUAUUAAAUCAAUUGAUAUAUUACGCAAAUAUGUUGUUUGGAGGUUUAGAUUGUAUUUUUGUUGCAAAGCUACAAAAGUUCAUUUUGAGUUAUUGUGAAGAAUCUCAACAAAAAGUAGAUAUUGAUAAUCCCUCAAUUUUGAAUGAUUGUGGUGAGGCAUCUAAAGAGUAAAUAGAUUAAGCCAAAAAAACAACUUAAUCUUUACUUAUAUCCUUAUCGGAGUAGUUGCCUAUUCUUUUUCCGAACAGUAAGAACACAAGAGAAGUACUGCAACGCUCAAGCUAAGCCUCUUUCAACGAACUUCCAACACGACAAAAAUCGGAAGAUAAGAAGACGGUGAUGAGGAACAGUUUCCUGAACACUUCGCUCUCAUUUUUCUUCAGAAUAAUAGCUUCAAGUCCCAAAAGCUCAUUGAUGUAUAGUAGGCUUUGCAAACCCAGAUUACCCUAUGCCCUGAGGUGUUACCGUGUUAGAGGCGACGUACUAUGAUAACUAGGCAAUACAUGUCGGAGCCAUUGCAAUCGGGGCAACGAGAUAGGCUUCUUGCUAAUGUACUGAAGACGACAUUUGUUUGCUAGGUCGAGCACCAGAUGAAUUGACGCCCAAACUUUACACCAACUCGAUCAAACUGAUAUGAUUUAAGUAAUUAAGAGACGAGAGCAACUCAACAAUUCUCCCAAACUUUUCACCACCUCAUAUAACAGCCGUCGAACGCAGGAAGGAAUCAAUCACUAAACAACCUGCUUAUGCACCAUAACUUGGUGGCAGUAUGCAGAGCUACUUGAGAUGUGAUCAUGUGACUCAAAUAAGUAGCAGACGGAGUUCAACCAAAUUGAACGGAAGGCAAGAACGGAAAGGCUCCAACUCCAGUGGCUGGCAAGAACGUAUAGAUCAGUCCGGUUGCUGCACCUCUCCCUGUACCCAUCUGCUUCACAAGUCUCAAAAAAGGAAAAGAGCAGAAGAAAAACUGGGGAGAAGAAGGCAAGAGGCAAACAACAAUAGACCUAUCCCAUAAACAUGCUCGCUCUUCCAUGGGACUAAGGUACAGACACCCAAAGAACAAUCAACUCUAACAAUUUCCAGACAAAUACCGGCUAAUCUCAUAUAAUUGCUUUCCCCCAGCCAACUACAUCAGAACAUGGUGGGAAAUACUGAGUCUAGCCAUAAAUUCAAUAGUGAAACAAAUGCCACCAUUAACUACAGUAUCCUGUUGGUUUCAUGGUGAUCUGGGCGAGUAUCCUAAAACACAUGAGUCAAUUCUAUCUUGGCUAUAUAUAUGGAGAACACGGUGUUGAUCCAUCCAAAUGCAGGCAUGGAAGAAACAAAAUGAGAGCUUUACAUCCUGAUAACCCUGGCCUUCUCCCAGGGAAUUUUAACGAGGAAUUACCUGAUGAUAUACAUGAUCGAACAAUGGAGUUGGCCAAUCUUCAGAUACUUGACCGCAGCAUAACUCUGAGCCUAUUCACGCCUGCCACAGCAUGUUUCACUUUCACCUCAAAAGUAGCUUCACUCACCAAACCAUAUACCUUGGAAGGAGAAAAGAAGGAGAAGGAGAAGGAGAAUAGGGGGCGUGGGGAAAAGGAAAACAAAAGAAAAAGACCGGA